This is a messenger RNA of Tilletiopsis washingtonensis, 1140 nucleotides long. RefSeq lists its product as hypothetical. Lineage: Eukaryota; Fungi; Basidiomycota; Exobasidiomycetes; Entylomatales. Gene Ontology annotation, molecular function: dioxygenase activity. The record is from RefSeq and is a predicted model, not a curated record. Gene Ontology annotation, cellular component: nucleus. The transcript is spliced from 7 exons. The coding region runs from base 132 to 1058 and encodes 308 amino acids. Gene Ontology annotation, biological process: DNA repair; DNA alkylation repair.
CGCCCUCGUCCCGACGACGAGCAAGCAGCAAGCAACAAGCAAGGCGGCGCCACGCAAGAGCAGCCACUCAGCCACGCCGCAGCUCGUCUCGCAACACCGCAGCACGCCGCAGCAGCACACGCACACGCGACAUGGCCGAGCCGCGCCGCAGCUCGCGCCAGCGCUCGCUCGUCGAGAUGCUCGCGCCGCCCAAGCGCAAGGCUGGCGACGGCGAUGGCGAGCUCGACGCGCCGGCAGCGCGGAGCAAGCGUGUGACGAUGGGGGUGAAGGCAGAGGACAGCAUCAAGGAUGAAGAGACAUCUGCAGCAGUGAAGCACGAGGACGCCUCUGCGCCGGGCAGCAGCAGCAGACCCGCCCUCGACGCCCCUCUGGUGCCCGUGACGCGGCGCGAGUUCGUCGAGCGCUACCGCGUCGAGGGGCUAGGCGGCGCCGAGGUGUACUACAUGCCCGACUGGAUCGACGAAGCGACGGCAGAGCGCUGGCGCAUCGAGCUUGACGCGCUGCCGCAGUGGUACCGCCCGCAUCUCACGGUGUAUGGACGCACAAUCCAGCAGUCGCGCCACAUCGCCGCCUUCUCGACCACGCCCGGCCUGCCGCUCAAGUAUAGCGGCCAUCCCGUCGAGAUGCACUCGCCCUUCCCGCCGCUGCUUGCCGACAUUGCCGCGCAGCUGGCGACGCCCGAGUGCCUCGGCGCCGACGUGCACUUCAACCACGCCAUGCUCAAUCGCUACGAGGACGGCAGCGUGUACAUUGGCAAGCACAGCGACAAUGUGGAAAAUCAAGUCAUCGUGACCGUCUCACUCGGCGCGCCCCGUCUCUGGAUCAUGCGCGAGCGGGCCCCACGCGGCGCAAAGAAGGACGCUGCUGCCAACGACGAGCUGCUCGAGAAGCGCUGGCGGCUCGCCUCUGGCAGCGUGCUCGUCAUGCAAGGCGACGUACAGCGGCGCUUUACGCAUGAGAUCCCGCGCGAGCCAAAGAAGAGCGCGGGAUGGGAGCGACCGCGCAUCUCCAUCACGUUCCGACAGCUCGUCUAUCCUGAUGCACCGACGAAGCGAUGACGGACCACGCGCGGCUCUCUCCAGUGAUCCGGCACUCUGCACCCUUGUACUUGUAUGCUCUCCAUUCAUUUCAGCUGAUUCC